Molecule: messenger RNA, 3112 nt
Organism: Oncorhynchus kisutch (coho salmon)
Lineage: Eukaryota; Metazoa; Chordata; Actinopteri; Salmoniformes; Salmonidae
Product: tetraspanin-36
Exons: 7
Coding region: 132-863 (243 amino acids)
Cellular component (GO): plasma membrane
Source: RefSeq, a predicted model, not a curated record
AACUGUGCGCGGUAUGCUUCUUCUACACGCAUGUGAUCAUGUGUCAGCAAGCCACUCAUGCUCAAAGCAGUCAGAACCCACUUAUAAUCAGAACAGAGACCAGCUGAAAGGCUCCCCACCACCAUAUCAACAUGGAUUGCGGAAUUGUUACAUCGAAAAUAGUCAUUUUGCUUCUAAGUUUAAUAUUUUGGGCUGCAGGGGGUGCCCUUGUCUAUGUAGGCUCUUAUGUGAUCAAGAGCUACAGCAACUUUGACAACUUCCUGCAGGAUAAGUACACGUUCAUCUCGGCAGGCAUCAUCAUACCUGUGGGAGUGGUGAUGUUCAUCAUCGGGACUGUGGGCUGCUACGCCACCCUGAGAGAAUCCAAAGUGGGCCUUAGCUUUUUCCUGCUGGUUAUCCUGGCUAUCUUUGCAGCAGAGGUCACUGCUCUAGUGUAUGGGAUCAUCUACCAAAGAAGGAUAAAAGGGGACUUGGAGCGGUCAAUGAGUGAUGUGUUCCUGAAGUAUGAUGGUCAGAACUCUGACACCCAGGCUGUGGAUUACUUGCAGUCUCAGUUGCAGUGCUGUGGAGUGCAGACCUACCUGAACUGGACCACCAACCCCUGGUUCAGCAGCAUUAACAACGCUGUGCCCGUCUCCUGUUGUAAAGGGAACAACACCGAGUGUACAGGCAAACUGGACCAGCUAGACCUGCUCAAUACCCGGGGUUGUGAGGGUAUGCUAGAACAGCUCCUUCAGGAUGUGAUGAGUUAUGCCUUGCUGGUCAUCCUUGGAUUUGCCAUCUUCAAGAUUUUCGGGACACUCAGUGUGUGUGUGAUCACGUGUAAAGUCAGGCGAGGUGGCUACCAGUCCCUGGAUGCCUGAUCCUGUUGGCUUGAAGUAUACUUGAGGCUUGUCUUGCACUCUCUCCUGGCCCCUGACUCCUCUCCCCUUUCUCCAGCACUGAGACUAUAGAGCCUUAGGACUUAUGUUCCCCACUCCAAGAUUUUAGCAACCUUUCAGGAACAUUCUUACAGUUUUCAUUCAGCAUUCCUAUGUAGUUGUCAGCCCACCAAACGUUGGGCAAACCACUGUCAACAUUUGAAGCAUUGGAAACCACAAGAUGCCUUUUUUAAAGAUAGUUGCAAAUAGGAAUUACCACUCAAACUUUUAAACAAUGGAAGUUGGUUUUGUAAUUUCCUGCUGUGCAUACUGAAAAAAAUAAGAAAGGGUUUGCUCAGUGACAUAUCAGUAUAUGGGGUACACUCAAUUUUAAAGAGGCAAUCUGGGACUCAAACAAUGUAACCAUUCUCAAAUUCAUAGACGGAUCUAUGGAUACAGAGACUAACCAUAUAUUAGAUCAAAAUGAAUGUUUUCCUUAAAAAUAAAAAAGUGGUACAGUGUUUGUUUACAAUCAUUGUUUACAAACAAUGGAGUAAAAGGCUUAUAUUUUGGGUUCUGAUGGGUAAGACAGUUUAACUAAGCUCAUGAGGCUUUUAAGUAAUAUUUUUCAAUAAUCAAUUGCUAUAUAUCAUUAAUUUGUUGACCAAAAAUGUAUGUGCCACUCCCAGAUUGCCCCUUUUUUUAAGGCUUGAAAUUGUUAUGUUGAAACGGCCAAGGACGUUAAGACUUCAACACAUCAGGGUAGUAGGCUCUGUUUAAUCAAGACUGGAUUGUCUUGGAUAUACAGUAUUAUUACGUUACGUAAGGACUGUCAAGAUUAUUUGGGAAAUUAUUUGAUAAAACUAAGGGACAGUUUGAAAUGUACUAGAGGGGGGGGGGGUGUCAUAAAGAAAAUGCACCCCCCUCCACAAAGUAAAAAUAUUUUCAAAUGACCUUCCUCUUGUACUGUGUAAAAAAAAAUAAAAAAUUGCACACUCUGCCCACUCAGAGUUAACUCAAUAAUGUUUAUGACCACAUAAUAACUGUAGUGACCCUGUGUUUAUAAGCGUGGAUAUUGACUUUGCCACUUCAGCAUGCUUUUGUGGCACUGUCGAUGCCACACAGGGCUACAGGCCUUGAAGGUUGAGUGUUUGUCGACCAACACUGACUAGCUCCCUGCCUGUUUCAUUAGGGCUUACACUAUGAUCGGAGCCGGCUGCAGGCCAUGAUCAACAAGAGGAAUCUUUUUUUUUUUUUACAUUUUGAUGUCAUAUUUCUCAUUAUAUUAAAAUGGAAUGAAUUUUCCACCGACAGGUUUCUGUGCCAAUGCACCACACAACCAAUAAACAAAGCAUACCGACUUUGGGCAUUUCAGUAUCAUGGUUUGCAUUUUCAACACCGCAGUAAAUACUGUCAAUCUCGACGAACAGAAAAUAAAUCCCUCCCUACCUUGUAGGCCUAUGGAGAAUCAAAAAGUUGGCUUGACAAUCUCAGAAUGUCAUUAAACAUUUUGGCGUUUUGUAACAUGUCUCUUUCCAUUCAUCAAUUGGCUGUUGCACAUUUUGGAUUAAUUGAUUUUAUUUGGUAGUAAAGAAGUGACCCGGGUUGCAAUGUGGUUCCUAUUUUCACAUAACUACAUUACAUAGAUGCAGGCAAAAGGUUAUACUUUUCACACAUUAGCCAGCUUUUUUGACAUUUUUUUUAGAAGUGUUUAUUGUUGGUAUGGCUUUGAGUUGCUGUGGUAUUUUGUUCCACUCAAUAACGCCGGUAUAUUAAAAAGUGUUCUCGCUAGAUAAGACUUUUAGAUUUAAAACAAUGAAUAUUAGAGUGUCCGGCUCUGGUAUUAUGCUGGUGGACAUAUCUAACAAAUGAAAAAUGUGGUACCUGGGGAAGAGUCUGUGAUAAUUGGUCCAGACUGUGGUCGCCCUCAAAAUAAUCACAGCCAGCCUGCUUAAAAUGCUUGACCUCCAGAUGAGUAUGAGAGGGGGGGGGGGGGUUAAGUACAAUUCUUACAAGGCUGUUUGCCACUGGAGUAGUGCACUUGCCAGAGUCUAGGGUGUCAAUUCCAUCCAAUUGGGGAAAGAUUUUUCUAAAAUCUGCAUUAAAAACAAUAUGUGCAUUUUCACAUCAGAGUUGUUUUUCUAUCUAAUUGACUUGUUGCUGAUAAGUCUUUGCGUAAAUACGUAGUGCACGUAACAAAUAAAUGUUGCGGUUAAAUUCCCAUGUACCAAAAUAAAAAACUACAAGUUAAA